Molecule: messenger RNA, 3792 nt
Organism: Alosa sapidissima (American shad)
Lineage: Eukaryota; Metazoa; Chordata; Actinopteri; Clupeiformes; Clupeidae
Product: aryl hydrocarbon receptor nuclear translocator-like protein 1
Exons: 18
Coding region: 379-2262 (627 amino acids)
Biological process (GO): regulation of transcription by RNA polymerase II
Cellular component (GO): aryl hydrocarbon receptor complex; transcription regulator complex; nucleus
Molecular function (GO): RNA polymerase II cis-regulatory region sequence-specific DNA binding; protein dimerization activity; DNA-binding transcription factor activity, RNA polymerase II-specific
Source: RefSeq, a predicted model, not a curated record
UGGAGAAAAAAACUCAAAUUAUACAACACCCCUAAUUCUCCGCCUCUACUCCCCAUCUCUCCUGAUUUAGCAUAUAUCCCCUUACUCUUCCACAUGCACUGCGGUUCUGGUCCCCGGCAGACCGGCUCUGGCCAUGUCGGCAGGGAAAGCGACGGCCUUCAGCGAUGAAGGAGCGGCAGGAGAGCACAAAGUGUUCUUUUUUGUCCCCAUUUUCUCCCGCUUGACACCCUCCAAUAUGUUCAUGAACUUGCAUUGGGGCAGGAGUCUUGGGUCAGUCCAGGAGGGCGAGGACUAGCGCGCACCUCCCUCAGAUACACACAAGAGGGCCGUUCUUCCUCGGAGGCUCGCGUGCGAAUCCCCGUUUCCCUGCCCAGCAUCAUGACGUGGGCCUCCACCCGCAGUGUGUGGUCAGGGCCUGUCGCCUCUUCCUCCUCGUCGUCCUCCUUCUCCUGCUCUGACUUGCCGCGGAAGCGGAAGGGCAAGGGCAAGAGCCCGGGAGGCACCAUGCCCGGACCCUCUUUGCACCAGGUGCCUCUGUCUUCAAGGAUGAGUAUAGAUGCUGAGAUACUCAGUGAGCAGGAAAGCAGGUCCGAGGGAGAGGAUCAGCAAAUCAAAAUGAAAUGCUUCAGUAGAGAACCUCACAGCCAGAUUGAGAAGCGACGGCGAGACAAGAUGAACAACCUCAUCGACGAGUUGUCCACCAUGGUACCAGCCUGCAACCCCCUAGCCCGUAAGCUGGACAAGCUGACUGUCCUCCGCAUGGCUGUGCAACACUUUAAGUCUCUUAAAGGGACCUCAAACUCUUUUUCUGAAGCCCAUCCUAAGCCUUCCUUUCUGCCUGAAGAUGAACUCAAACACUUAUUACUAAGAGCAGCAGAUGGCUUCCUCUUCGUGGUGAGCUGCACCAGGGGAAAGAUCGUCUUUGUCUCAGAGUCCAUCUCCGAUAUACUUCACUAUAAUCGGAUGGAGCUGAUUGGACAGAGUCUAUUUGAUUAUGUUCAUCCUAAAGAUGUCAGCAAGGUGAAGGAGCAGCUGUCCGCCUCAGAGCUGUAUCCCCGUGAGCGCCUCAUUGAUACUAAAACGGGGGUGCAGGUGCCCUCAGAGGUGCCAUCGAAAGCCCACAUCGGCACAGGCACCCGACGCUCAUUCUUCUGCCGUAUGAAGCAGAGCCGUGCGGCCAAGUCAGGGAAGAACACGCCUCAGUCCUCGUCCUCGUCCUCCAGGAAGAAAGAAUUUCAGCGGUACUGCACAGUGCAUUGCACGGGCUACAUGCGCAGCUGGUCCACUCAGCAGCUGGACACGGAGAGCGAGGUGGACCUGGACAGGGAGAGCUCGCACCUCACCUGCCUGGUGGCCGUGGGACGCAUCCACCCCCACACCAUCCCAGAGGAGCCCAGCCAAGUCUCCGUCAAGCCUACUGAGUUUGUCACCCGCUAUGCCAUAGACGGAAAGUUUACCUUUGUAGACCAAAGGGCCACUACUAUCAUAGGAUAUUUGCCUCAGGAACUUCUGGGAACGUCUUGUUAUGAGUAUUUCCACCAAGAGGACUUAGCACAUUUGGCCGAAAGCCACAGAAAAGUCCUCCACAGCAAAGAGAAGAUAAUGACAAACUGCUACAAAUUCAAGACAAAACAGAGCUCCUUUGUUACUCUCCAAAGCCAGUGGUUUAGUUUUAUAAAUCCAUGGACCAAAGAGGUGGAGUUCAUUGUGUCAACAAGUAAAGUGGUGUCGGAAAACAGUGAAAAGGGAGAGAAGGCAGAAGAGCCCCGAGACACCAGGACACUUGAAGCCUCAGCAGAGGCCAAGCACUUAUCGCCCGUUAUUCCUGGAAUCAGCAGUGUCUCGGGCACUAUGAUCUAUGCUGGAAGCAUUGGGACUCACAUUGCUAAUGAGCUGCUGGACUUCAACAGGAUGAACUCUCCCUCCAGUGGGUCUCAGAGCCCUUUCUGUUUACUCCCUGAGAAGUCUCCACUAGCGGCCUCGCAGCCUGGCAGCGUGCCAAACAGAGAGGAUGAGGGCGAGCAGCCUGGGAAGUCUCAGGCGGGGCCAAGCCAGGGACCCAGUGGAGUUUCCUUCCUAGGCGGCGAGGCUUCCACCAUCACAGGCGAGAGCUCCCAGCUGGACCUGGAGAGUGUUGUCGGGCCCAGUGGCCUUGGCCUCAGCAGCGAUGAGGCAGCCAUGGCCGUCAUCAUGAGCAUUCUGGAAACUGACACGAACCUGAGUGAAACCGUGGACUUCGAUGAGUUGCACUGGAAUAUGUGACAGGAAAAAAAAACACCUUGCAUCGUCUGCAAUUCUCUCUCCCUCUCUUUCUUCCUCUAUCGUUUUUCUGUUGUGUACCAUGGAGUUGCAGUCGGUGAAAACCGAGGACUCCACGAAAGCAAAAAAAAGAGAGAAACAUCCCUGACUACAGUCUUUCCCCUCCUCCAACAUCCCACAAUGCCUUGAAGCACUUGCAGUAAGCGUGUAGGGCUGCAUAACUUCUGACGUUUGCAACCCAAAAGAGAUGGGUUUGCUCUUUUAUCACUGAGAAGGGCACCCUGUGUGUGUCAGGUAUUUAUAGAUGUCAGUGAAUGUUGUUUAAUCCUGCACAUAUGCAGCUGCUUAAUUAUUCAGUUUCCCUUUAAAUGUAAAGUGUUUUUUUUUGUUAAACAAAUGGGAUAGGAGAGGGAGGGGGGCAGUUAUGGAAAAUCUGAUGACUUGAAUAGUGUGACGUCUGUGUUUGUGUAUGUAUGGUCUGCAACCUCCUUACAAAAUCCAGCAAAGAUUGGAAGCUGUGCUGCACCGUGUCUUGGACAGACACCUAGGGGAUGCAGCAAAGAAUGCAAGAAGGCGUUUCAAACACGAGUAGGAAAGUAGCAGGACCCUCUUUGAUCAAGCGCUAGAGCCAUCGCUGACUGUGGAUCUGACUGUAGAGUACGAGAGCACUUUGAUUUUUGGGCCAUAUCAUAAGUCAAGUACUGUAGACCGACAAAUGACAAAGGUUUCCAUGACAAUGCAUUAUUUUUACUGAGGAAAUUUAAUUUAUUACAUGUUCAUUCUCUUUGUGAUUUUUUUUUUUUUAUGCUUGUACCUUACGUCAACAGGCGAGCACUACUGAGAAAAAAAAAUCCCAGUCAAUCUGAGCAGCAGCUAAUCCUUAGCAACUGAUUUGAGAUCAGUUGCCAGGACAGCACGGACUGACACCAAAUCAGAGAGACUGAAGCUCACUUUGGAAACCCGCUCUGGGCACGGCCAAACACGGGCCUGUUUAUCUGUGUUAACUGUUUAUUUGUCACAGACUGUCGUUUCAGACUGCAAAUCUUUCUGUGACGUCCACCAUUGCUUUUUUCUCUCAAGGCAUUGUUCGCCGCCUUGUAUGAAUGCAUACUGUAGGAGCAGACACUAGACAACUCAAGACACUCAACACAAAAGGGUGUCAACUCUGGUGCAGAUGUGCCUUGGGACAUUUCCCCGACUACGAGAGCUUGAAAUGCUAUUACGCGUACUGAUCUGUGUCCAAGUGAUUGAAGAUGACCGGAUCUAGGAUGUCCGUACACUUGAAUGCACCGGCAAAAAAAAAAAAAAAUUCAAUUCACAAAAAAACAACAACAUUCAUUUAACUUUUUUGUGUUCUGAGUAAGGGUCUACAUACCAAAAAGAACUUGUCAAAGGAAAUAUUGUUAAAUGCUGUCAGUGCUGAACAAUCAACUGUUCAUAGUACCGUCUAAAUGUGAAAUUUGUCAAGUGAAUAAUUCAUCUGUGCUGCUUACGCAAAUUUAUUCUGACAUAAAAUUACAUCCUUGAAAUGUC